This is a messenger RNA of Limanda limanda (common dab), 2115 nucleotides long. RefSeq names its product La ribonucleoprotein 6, translational regulator a (gene larp6a). The record is from RefSeq and is a predicted model, not a curated record. Gene Ontology annotation, biological process: RNA processing. Gene Ontology annotation, cellular component: nucleus. Bases 1 to 2103 code for a protein of 700 amino acids. The transcript has 4 exons. Gene Ontology annotation, molecular function: mRNA binding. Lineage: Eukaryota; Metazoa; Chordata; Actinopteri; Pleuronectiformes; Pleuronectidae.
AUGCACGCCUUGGUGAGCGCCUUCCUGCGCUGCCUGGCCUUCCUGCUGCCUCCCUCCCGGCCGUGUGUCGGCUCCUGCCUGUGGGCCGGGAACCAGGGCGACGACACGCUGCCUCCGCGGCCCAAUCCGAGAGCUCGUCUCAAGAGCACAAAGCCUCUUACAUUUGAGGAAGUAGCAGCAGUGGCAGCAGCAGCAGCGGCGGAGGAAGAGGAGGCACAGGCACAGCGCGGAGGCUCCAGCAGCCCGUCCGUCUCGCCAGGUCCAGGCUGCGUCUCGCCGGCUGCCGAGAGCCCCGCUGCCCCUCAGGGCCCUGCACCGGGUCGGAUCUGGAUCGGGGGUCUCUGGCGAGCCGUGGAGCGAGUCCUCGGAACCCCCUGGGUGCUGCUCCGCCAUUACUGGAGCCCGGAGAAGGAGGAGAAGAAGAAGAAGAAGCGUCGACCGGCUUUACGCACCGCGCAUCCUGCCCGCGCCUUCGACCCGAGCCGGAUCCGAAGCGACCAGGCGGAGGAGGCUGCCGCUGCCGCCCGGGGAGGAGAGGGGGGAGCCGGCCGGAGCACCCCGGCUCACCCGGGCACCAUGAGCGGGUCCGUGGACGUCCUCUGUCCGAACCCGGUGGCGUGCGCCCCGGAUGCGUCAGCGGAGCUCGGCUUCGAUGAGGUAAUCACCGUGGAUCAGCACGCUGCGGUGACGAUCACGGUGGCCAUCCAGGCGGCGGAGGACGAGGAGCCCGACGGGUCCGCCAGCUUCAUCGACUUCCUCGGGGGAAGCUGCAGCGAGGACGACAUCGGGAGGAAUGACAAAUCCAGCGGGGCCGGCACCAGUGGGGGGGAGCUGGAGGAGGACAGCUGGCAGCCCCCGGAUCCAGAGCUCAUCCAGAAGCUGGUCGCUCAGAUUGAGUACUACCUGUCCGACGAGAACCUGGAGCACGAUGCCUUCCUGCUCAAACACGUCCGGCGUAACAAACUGGGAUUUGUCAGCGUCAAGCUGCUCACAUCAUUCAAAAAGGUGAAACACUUGACUCGUGACUGGAGAACAACUGCCUAUGCUCUCAGACACUCCAAGAUACUUGAGCUGAAUGAAGAGGGCCGUAAGGUGCGGCGUCAAUCCGCAGUGCCGGUCUUUGCCAGCGAGUCGCUGCCCAGCCGCAUGCUGCUGCUAAGUGAUCUGCAGCAGUGGCCAGAGCUGGCUACUCUCACGAAGGAUAACGGAGGGAACGAGGGAGGAGCCACCCAGCAGGAGCAGCUGAUGAAGCUGUUGCUGAAGGCUUUUGGAACCUACGGCGCCAUUGCUUCCGUCCGAGUCCUUAAGCCUGGGAAGGACCUGCCGGCUGACCUGAAGAGGCUGAGCAGCCGCUACACUCAGCUGGGCUCUGAGGAGUGUGCCAUCGUGGAGUUCGAGGAGGUGGAGGCUGCCGUCAAAGCCAACGAAGCCGUGGGGAGCGACGAUGGCAGGGCCAAUUUGCUCGGGUUGAAAGUGGUCCUGAUUGGCACCAAGCCGCCCAAGAAGAAGGUGCCCAAAGAACGGCCCCGGGAGGAGGGAGGGAUGCGCAAGAGCCGCUCGCUCAACAGCAGAAUCCGGGAGCUUCAGUACCACGGGGACGACUCCGCCUGCAGCUCCUCAGACACCGAGAGCAACCCCACGUCCCCGCGGCUCGCCAGGAAGUCCCAGUCCUGCAACAAGCUCAGCCCGACCACCGCCAGCAUCAGCAUCCAGAACAAUCACCUGAGUCCCGUCAUCUCCCCGCGCAACAGCCCGUGGUCCAGCCCCCGCGGCAGCCCCUGUCCCCAGCGCAAGUCCCCACAUUCCCACAAGUCUCCCCUGGCCAGCGAGGGCCGACUGAGCCCCGAGGCCGGGCGCCGCUGGGCAGACUACUCCUCGGACAGCAGCCUCACCCCUUCAGGGAGCCCGUGGGUCCAGCGGCGCAAGCAGGUGGCGUCUCAGGAGAGCAGCCCGGUCGGAAGCCCGAUGCUGGGUCGCAAGAUGCAGAACGCUGACGGCCUCCCACCAGGCGUCAUGAGGCUGCCCAGGGGUCCCGACGGAACCCGCGGCUUCCACUGUGUCGCUAUCGGCGAGAGGGGAAAAUCUGCUGCUACUCAGACUUGAUGCGGAGAGAGU